AUGGAGGCAGGCUCGUCUCUAAGCCUCAAACGACGAUAUGAAGAGGUGGACAACAGCUCUCCAUUCUCCACGCCCAAGGACUCCGACGAUGACAUCUCCAGCAGCGACAGCGCCGACAGCUGCGACAGCCUCAACCCCCCUUCCAGCACCACCUUCACCCGUAAGCACGGACGGGCCCGCCCCCAACCCGGCCGUCGGUUAACGCCGUGCUCUAUUAACCGCCCCAAAUCCGUCUCUCCCCCCUCUUCGCCAGCUACCUCCAUCCUCAGGCAGCACCGGCCGUCGCCGGGAGGGAAGCGGGUGCGCUUCGAUCUGGUGACCGUGUACUACUUCCCCCGCCGGCAGGGCUUCACCAGUGUGCCCAGCCAGGGGGGCAGCUCCCUGGGCAUGGCCCGCCACCACUCCUCCAUCAGGCACUACACGCUGGGCGAGUUUGCGCGCGAGCAGGAGAGCAGCCACCGCCACACCCUGCGCCAGCACCUGCGGCAGGAGAAGCUCAAGGCGAGGAAGAUGAAGCCGCUGCCCACCAAGCGCCGGCGGGCGCUGCUGCGGGCCUCGGGCAUCGCCCGCAUCGACGCCCGAGAGAAAGCCGAGCUCCGGUCCAUCCGCCUCUCCCGGGAGGAGUGCGGCUGCGACUGCCGCCUGUACUGCGACCCCCGCCACUGCGGCUGCAGCCAGGCUGGCAUCAAGUGCCAGGUGGACCGGAUGUCUUUCCCCUGCGGCUGCUCCCGGGACGGCUGCGGCAACGUCUCCGGCCGCAUCGAGUUCAACCCGCUGCGCGUCCGAACGCACUACCUGCACACCAUCAUGAAGCUGGACGUGGAGAAAAAGCGGAUGCUGAUCCAAGGCCCCGGGGAGCCGUACGCUGAGCCGGACCCCGUCUCGUCCCCGUCCUCCGUUUGCCCCACGUCCCCCACCCUGUCCUCCAUGGCCGGCCUGGACUCGGAGCUGGAGGAGGGCGAGGCGCAGCCGGCCGGAGAGGCUCGGGACCUCCUGGCGGAGCAGGACAUACUGGAGCGGGAGAACGAGACGGCCGUGCUGCACCUGCAGAGCGCCGAGGAGCAGGAGAGGAGGGAGCGGGAGGAGGCGGUGCAGCAGGAGCUGGGCGGCGCCGGCCUGGCCGAGCAGCCCCUCUGCCUCCUGCCCGGUGCCUUGGGAGGGGAGGUGCCCGGCGUGGAUCAGGUCCUCCUGCAGGGGCCCUUCCCCACAGGGGCCACGGUGCUGUGCAUCUCCGAAAACCAGGAGGAGAGCCCGUCCGACCUGCUCAAAGACUCAGCCUCUCUGCUCUACUAUCAGCUCAACCCCAUAGAGCCCGGAGCCUUCGAGACGCCGCCCAAAGCCGGACAAGGUGAGAAGGAGGGGGAGCGCCCGGAGGCGGGAGAGAAGAAACAAGGAGAGGAAGAGGAGGAGGAGCUGAAGGAUGAUGGCAGACAGAGUGUGGGGGAAGCUGUGCCCAGAGUGAUGCUGUGCUCAGAGAAAAGGCCCGCUGGUCCUACUAAAGACGUCCCCAAGAAGUAUCAAGGCGAGCCCCGCUCAGAGAGAGAAGUCAAUCCACUGCCUCCAGAAGUUUAG
Menidia menidia (Atlantic silverside) is the source of this 1572-nucleotide messenger RNA. The record is from the annotation of a GenBank genome assembly. Lineage: Eukaryota; Metazoa; Chordata; Actinopteri; Atheriniformes; Atherinopsidae.